AAAACCUUGCAGCGCAGUAUAACAGCGUUAGAUACUGUAUAGGCUACAUAGUCUAUGUGCUUUGGGAUAGGAUACGCGCGGGCGCCUGAUUUCCUAGUCUUUUUUCAUAUUGUACGUCUUAAAAGGAUGCACCCUCGAUGUACUUGGUGACCUUUGUUAGUCCUUUAUUGCUGACGAAGGAGUCUAUGAUUCACACUCUUGCCGCAGCUAUGAGCAACCAACUUCCAAACACCUCUUCUCUUAAUUCGCUGAACUGGAAUUUUCAAGACGGUAGAAACUCAUCGCUCGUCAGAGCCUCUGAUCUGCGGCAACUGCCUGUUAGCCCGUGGGACAUCGCACUGUGUGUCACUGGGACGCUCAUAUCUUGCGAAAAUGCCAUUGUAAUUGCCAUUCUUUUCUACACUCCUACCCUCCGAGCGCCUAUGUUCAUUCUCAUAGGGAGCCUUGCCUUUGCAGAUCUAUUAGCGGGACUUGGCCUGAUUCUGAAUUUUGUUUUUAUCUACAUGCUGAACUCAGAAUUUAUUUCUCUCAUCUCCGCCGGACUACUAAUCGCUGCUUUUUCUGCGUCUGUGUGUAAUAUACUGGCUAUAACCAUUGACAGGUACCUGUCUUUAUACAACGCACUGACCUACCACACGGAAAGGACGGUAACUUUCACCUACAUGAUGUUGGUUUUCAUCUGGCUAGUCUGCAUUAGUUUGGGAUUGCUACCGUUGAUGGGCUGGAACUGUUUGGACAACGAGUCGUCCUGCAGCGUACUUAGACCCGUGACCAAAAACAAUGCCGCCGUCCUGGCAGUGACAUUCCUGCUGAUAUUCGCUCUAAUGAUGCAGCUGUAUCUCCAGAUCUGCAAAAUUGCCUUCAGACACGCACAGCAGAUUGCAGUCCAGCAUCAAUUCAUGGCCACAUCCCACGCCUCCUCAACUACUAAGGGGGUGUCGACCUUGUCCAUUAUUCUGGGGACCUUCGCUUUGUGCUGGAUCCCUUUCGCCAUGUAUGCCCUGGUGGCAGACUCAAGCUACCCCAUGAUUUACACCUAUGCCACGGUCCUGCCUGCUACGUGCAACUCUGUAAUUAAUCCCAUCAUUUACGCCUUCAGAAACCCCGACAUGCAGAAAUCUCUCUGGCUGGCUUGCUGCGGUUGUGUUCCUUCUAAUUUCUCCUUGAGACCAAGGACGUCAAGUGAUGUAUAGGUUCACAUUUUUGUGUUCAACAUCAAGAUUUCAUCAAUAGUACCUUCCCCGAGGAUAUUCUUGUGCUCUGUGGUGCAAACUAUGCAUUGCCAAAAAAAGGUGAGAUUCUCAAGAAAUAACACGGUGUAAAUUCAGUAAAAUAAGCAUACCAUUACGAUUGUACUUAAGGUAACAGGUCCAUGGUUUUAAGGGAGCGUUAUUAAUGCGUUGGAAAUACUGUAAAUGAACAUAAAAAAAUGCACUCUUGCCGAUACAGUUAUUAAGCUAUUACAAAACUUAAUUUCCCGACCGGGGGUUCCCUUCCGUUGUUUCUGAUAAGAAUUUCGCAAAAUCCAGGUGUAUAGAAUUAGAAACUGCACAUAUCCGUUCUGCUUAGGUGAGUGCACCUCGGGAGUUUCCAUUAACGGAAAUCAUCCAUUUGUGUGGCAUUUUUCUGUCUCAGACAUAUAUUACAUAUCGAUAGUACAAAGUACACAUUGGCACCAUUGCCAGAAUAUUCGCCAUUUUUAUUUAUUAAUAUUCAGGAUGACAGGGUGACCUUUCAAUUCAAUCUGUGGUUUUUGUCAUCCAAAUAUAUAUAUAUAUGGCAAAACUGAAGAUUUGAAAAAAAUUAAAAAGAUACGCAAUCUAAGAGUUAGGUGAAUCUGAAAGAUGGAUCAGGCGUCGAUCUAUUUAUAAAUGUGUCCCAGAAUCUAACUAUAGUUUAAUACAUAUGAUAUAUACAUCAGUAAUAGCUCCCAUUGAACAAACGGAAUAUCUGACCUGCUGUUAUUAAUCGUUUAUGCUUUUUGAACAUUGUAAACAGUGUAAAUACUGUUUAUUCAAAGGUUGCAGAACUGUCUGAUAAAUGCAUAACAUGAGCUGUAUUCCACUGUCCCAUUCUGCGUAGUUAUACAGUACACAGUACUUUUACUCGAUUUCAGCACCAUGGACAGCAACAAACUGAUUUAAGGUUUUGAACUUGCUAUUCCUGCCAUUUAACUUUCUCUAAAUGCGUAUACACAAAUCGCUUUUUUACACUUGAUUGUCCUUGUUGACUGGCAAAUUCUUUUUUUUUUUGUCAGUUCCCAUACUUAGGCAGUGCCAUGGUUUUGGAAGAUUAAUUCUUGGGUACUUGAAAGGCUUAUGGCCAGCGACAAAAUUUAAUAUUUUUUAAAACAAGAGAUUAAUGGAGCGACUGGCAAUCAGUUCAAUAAAACUAGACAAAUGGCAGAGCUUUUCGUAUCCCACUGAUGUACAAUUUUGACAAUGCAUUGAAAAUUAUAUUUUCAUUUAGUUAAGGUGUACUUUUCUUCAAAGGAGCUAUAAGGUAAUUAAAACAAUGAAAUACAAUCUGUUUUCAAUUGAAUGCUGAUUUUUGUAUCUUUUCAAGAUUGUUAUGGAACCGCACUUCUGAUAAUGCCCAAAUUGUGUUGAUAAAAUCAAUAUCAACUGCAGAAGCCAUUAAAUUCAUAUGAAUAAAGAUUGUGAUAUAUAACUGCUUAACAUUUCAAGUAAAGAGGUUCUUAGCAUGCUGACCAUUCAAUUAAUGUCACUGUUAGCCUGCAGCAGAUGACUGCAUAGAUAUUCUAUUGGUUUUCAUCAGUUUUACUAAAUGUUUACAUUGAUAGUAAUUAUAUAUAUAUUCUUGCAAUGGAAUGGACUGGAAGAUGAUUGUUGAGAUCACUGAAGCUUCACUUGUUUCCUUUUCUGACAUUUUGUGUUUCAGAAUUUUCAUUCAUUGAUUGUAAAGUAAGGUUGGUGGGGAUGUAUUGUACAGUACAAUGAUGCAGUUCUUCUGUUUUUUGAGAAUCUAGUUCUGAAAGGCUAGAAGGCCUUCUAACUGUUGUUUUAUUUUGUGCCCCAAAAUGCUUUAUCAAAUUUCGCGAUGGAUGACAUGAUGACACAGUGGUUAGCAUUACUGCUUUGCUGUGCUGUGUUCCUGAGUUUAAUUCUGGACCUGCGGAGAUAUCUGUAUAGAGUUUCCAUACAGAUUUACUGUAUGGUUCUGUGCAUGUUUGUGUGGGUUUCCACUGAGUGCCCCCCACAUUUCAAAGACAUACAGACAGGCUAACUGGUUUCUGGGAAAAUUGGCCCUGGUAUGAGUCUGUGCAUGUUUGUCUGUGUGUGCUGGAUUGGACAUGUAGUUCAGCUGCCUUGCUCCUGUCAAUUGCUAGGAGAGGAUCUGGCUCCUGUAUUGGAUAAAGCAGUUAGAAAAUAGAGAGGCGUACAGUAAAUCUUUUGAAUGAAGUUUUUUUUAAAGAAACCAGUGAAACAAACUGUACUGUUAUCACUGGAAAUACAAGUGAUAUGACAUCAGACUAAAUCUAUAUCAGUAGUUGUUCAUCAGUUUUACUGCAAGAAUAUAUGCAGCUUCUCCAUAGGAUAUAUGGAGUGCUUAUUUGAAAAGAAGUGCUGUAUUUUACUGAGGUUUAUAAAAACUCCAAAAUUAAAGAAAAAAACCUCCAAAUGUAAGUGUUUUGGAAACUAACAGAUGUCUUUCAGUGCAUUUUGUAACAAAUCAAGGACUUCGUUAAAGUGUGUCUUAUAAUCCUGCACUUAAUAAAAAGCACUACUGAUGUCAAGAAUGUGAUUUUUAUAUCCUAGUAAUCAGGGAGCCAAGCUUUGGUUACAGUUAUAUGGUCAUCUAGUUUUCAUUAUACCUUAAUUAUGAAUUUUGUUUUCUUUAAUUAUUGAUAUAUUUACAGAGGUUUUUCUCCCUUUGCCCAUAUGUAAACCAGGAAAGUAUUUGAAGAGACAUAGGAAAUGUACUCUGCUACAGUUCUUUAUGACCAAAGGCAUAACAUGAAAUUGAAUGAUCAGCAUGUGGAUUUUCUCUCUGCACUUUUAUGUAAAUAAUUUGUGUUGAUUUCUUUAUGUACAUACAUUGAUGAGGACUCUACAAUUGACAUAUUAUACAAAAACAUCUCAACCUUACAUUAUAUUCUUCUUCUUCUGCAGCUGAGAUACAUAAGGACUUUGGUCCUGUUAUUUUGUUUAUUUUUCUUGUUUUGGUGUUUGGUUUCCAAGGCUACCAUAAAUAGUCAAGAUAAUCCUAAAAUAAAUACUAAAACAAUGCUGUUACCAAAAACUUGACUCCUGUGAAAAUGGCGCAUAUGAGCUAAUGUAAAAUAAAUAAUUUAAUAGUUUUGUAUUUUGGAAACUUUUUAAAGUCAUCUUUUUUGUAUUUUGAGCAGCAAAUCAAAUUAAUAUUAUGCAAACAAUUGGGUCACAUGAAGUCUCUUCUCUAUUGUUUAGUGAAUUACCACCUUAGUUUUGACAAAGAAUCUGUUGAGAUUUUGGCCUUACCUAAGCAUGACUGCAAUAAUGUGUGAUGUGUUUUUGUGCUGUUCAUUAAUAUUACUUAAGAGCUAAAAUGAAAUUUGUCUUCACUUGAGGCCUUAGGCUGCUUUCAACAUAUGCCUAAAUUAUCUUAAAUAUAUAUAUAUAUUCUGAAGUCAAGCUCUCUGUUCUUAAAAAAUGUUGACAGCUGCAAUGAAAAAAUAAAAUGUGAUCCUUUCAAAUAAUGCUGAUAGGAGAUAAAUUCACAAUAGAAACAAAGCUACAUAGGGUAGACUAGUGCAGAUAUGUGAUUUAUUUUUAUUUUACGCCUUGUAGGCUGAAUUAAUUGAACAGUGUUCUAGUGUAUGUGCAACAGUACCUGCCAAGCACAUUUGAGUGACUGACCUAAAGUGAUGUCCUUGUGGAUACUGUAUGUGUAUGUUUGUUGUCUAAUGAUGCACUUUUAGGUAUGCAUUCUACAGCAUAAAUCAACCUUAAGAAAUCAUGCAUAAACAAUUGGCACAUCUAAGGAACAUGUUGCAUUUCAUUAAGUCAGUGUAAUUUUCUCAGGUUUUAACUGCAGUAACAAAGUGAGUUUCUCAGAUUUAAACUGGUGAAAAUAAAACUGCAUCAUUUAUUCGGUUUAUUACUUUCAUAGUACGGUCAGUAAAAAGAGACCCACAAGACAUUUUGUACCUGAGCUCACUUAUCUAAUAAAAUUAAUUAUUCACUUUCUAUCCAGGUUAAGCAACUUGUGAUGUAAAAAGACUUGUAAUUCCUGCUGCAAUGCAGUUCACAUGAGAAUUAUAACAAUCUGUGGGCUCUGAAACAAUUUCUCAUUUACUACAAAAGAACUACUGAACUUGUAUCCCCUCUAAUUCACUCCAUUGAAACAUUUGGUAAAGUAAUGGUACAGAUUACGCUAUGUGUAUUGGCAAACCCUGCUUUAUGAUGUGGUAUUCUUAGCACAUUACACUACUGUGUACCAAACAAACAGUCUGACUGCAUUCAUAUCUGAAGGCUUUUAAUCAGUGGAGUGUUUCAAAAAUACCAUCUCUAUGACCUCAUAGUUUAAAGCACACUGUAUAUAAUGAUAAUGGCAAAAUACAAUGUUUUAAUUCAUUUCAUUAAGGAAACAAAUGAUGACAAGUUAAACUUGUUUGACUUAAUUUCAUUAUCCAUUUAAGCUAUACAAAUUGAACACACACAUACACAGUAUAAAGUAUAUAUACUGUACAUUUCCCAAAGCGUUUGUUUCUGUAAGCACAGUGGAAAUUUUCUAAUUGAAAAAGCCUUCGUAAAAUCAUAGGUAAAACCACUUCUUCUUAGAAUGAAAUUCUAAAGAACAAAAGAAAAAUAGCUGAAUUGUUUUUUGGGUCUCUUCUACUUGCCCGUUCCUAUCGCUCCAAUACAGCAGCUCACUUGUAUCCCGAGAAAUGAAAGGUGUUUCAGUAAUAUGAAACUUGCCAGCUGUAGAAAGGUGUUAAUUCAAGGGUUUAAGCAACUAAAAUUUCAGGCCUACAAAAUUGGGGAGGGCAACAUCUUGAACAGUUGUUAAACAAGAUUGUCUCACCAGUAUUGUUCAUUUUUUUAGAACAAAAUUGAGAUUGGUUUGAUUUCCAACAAUGGCUGCUUGAAUGUGUUUUAUUUUUGUAAAAUUGUACAAGAACUGUGACCUAAUGUCUUACAUUAAGGUUCAAAUGUGUAGGAAAAGAUGUGUGUGGUCUGCUUCAGUCAUUUGUCUCUGUUCCCUUGAAAGCAACACAUGAAAAAUAUUAAUGUUCUAUUGCCAAUGUGUAUUGUGUUGUAAUUAAUUAGAUAAUGCUAUAGGGUGCAUCAAUUUUCCAUUCCAGGGACUGGGUUUGUUUUCUUAUGCAAUCCUGUAAUAUACGAAAUCUAUAUUUUUGUAUCAACCACAAUGAUCUGAGUUACUGUGUUUUUUUCUGUGUUAUUUAUUUUAAAUCUGUCAAGACAUUUUCUUCAAUAACUGAUGGAGUAUUUCAAGUGCCAUUUUUAAGUGUAUUGUUUAUGUAAUUUGUGAUUGAUUGCACUUGAGAGUUUAAAGUCAUUGUGCCACUUUUCAACUAAAUGAAACAGCUAAAUGGACAUCUGUUCUGAAAGAUCAAUUGGGUACAGUAUGUGGAAGGAUUCAGUAUUUUAUCCCCUCUGUCUACUGUGCAGAAAAAGGUGGUGGAUUCAAUUUUGGCAAGCUGCAUAUUGUAACCAGUAAAUUCUUAAUUAGAAAGCUUCCUUAUUCAUAACUUUGGAAGCCAUGGUUUUCUCUAUUUGAUUAAUUUCGUAUUUAAAGAGCUGGUUUGUACACUAUAUUAUAGACAUAAUGUACUGUAGAUAUUUACAAAGCAAUUCCCAGUAGUUGUUAACACUUAUGCUUCCAUUUGCCAUGCUAGGUAUGCUGGAAAAUAAAGUCCAGAACACAUUUUUGAAUUUUUCUUUUUUGCUGGUGGAAAUGGCUUCAUGUUGAAGUCCCCCAACCAGAAGGAAAGCAUUUGCUGUAGUAUCACAUCCGGUAACAAUUCCUUUUAGUCAAGUAUUGACCAUCCCUGUAGUUGCUACUGUGUACUGUGUGUUCAUACGCAUUGUAAAUAACUACAGAAAAUGUACAAUAAAAGUUGGCUUAUAUCAGGCUGACCUGCAAGUCAUCUCAGAGGCACCCAGUGUAAGUCCAUGGUCAAUUCAAGCCUUUUACUUGUACUGCUAAUCUCACUAGCUUGGACACCUUGCAUCGCAGAGAGCCCUGUGCCAUUGCUCUUUACUCCCAUUCGCAACUACAGUUCACCCUCAGUUUAAUGGACUACCAGGGAGAAGGGAUAUUGGUGAAUGUCCAUUAAAUCAUGAAUGACAUUUUUUCAGUCCAAAAACACACUGUUUAAACAGUAUAAGCUUUCAGGAUCUUUUGACUAAUUAUUUGCAAAAAACACAAUGAAAAUUGUUUCUGUGCCUCGUAUCAUAAAUAUACAAGCUCUGUAUUUCAUGUAUCAUAAAUACACUGUAUAAAAUGUGCUAAGGCAUAUGGAACAUAAAUAACACCCAUUGUAAACCAUUGACCUACCCGUAGAGGAGUCCAUUGAUAUUCCUGAAUUUUAAAACAACAGAAUGUGUUGUUUAUUUUUAUUUUGUUUUAUUAUUUGUGCGUUUUAUUGUACAUGUGGGAAAAGUCCUGUAUUUCUGAUUUUACAGACACAAUUCUCUGUUAGCAGAUUUUGUCCAUUAAAUCUGAAGUCCAUCAAGCCGAGGGUUUACUACUGUAUGUUGAAGUUACAGCCUAUACAUUAGACACACAUAAUGUAAAUGAGGUUGUGCCUUUUGUCUUACAUAAAGCCACAAUAUGCUCAGAAAUCAGCAAAUUUUCAACGAAAUCCAUUUUGGCACAGAGGGUGAGUGUGUCCCUGAAUGUGGGUUCACUGCUGGAGGGGUUGAGGACAGGCUUCCUGUACCUAUUUGCGAUUUAGUUCUGGUGAUUGGAUAGACUAUGACAUGGCUGACCACUAAAGUUAUUGUCUGUUUCCAGUGUACCCAAUCUCCGUAUGAAUAUGCUGUGUAUCAAAACAGAAAUAAUGUAUAACAUUUUCCCAAGGCUUAAUAUAAAUAAAAUAAAACUUUCAGACAUUAUAAAAUGCCAUGGGGUGAUGCCACACAAGCCAGCAUUUAAACAGAAAAUGUUUAAUGAUUUCCAUUUUUGUAUCUUUGAUUGCAAGUGAUUUCCUUUGAGAGAAUAUUCAAGACAUCCCUUCAUAAUUGGUGGUUAUAGAGUCUGCAGUCUUCCAUUUUGCCAUUGUGCUUUUUUGUAGAAAAAGUAGAGGAUGUUUUUUUUUUCCGCAAAUAGCCCGUUCUACUGGAAGUUUGCUGAGAAUAAAUGUAAAUAUUCUAAAAACAAAUAAAUAUUAUUAAUUAAAAUUCCCUCAUUUGCCAAAUAACACUGAACUUUCAAUCUUUUUCCCUGGUAAACAAUAUGCUAUUUAUUACUGGAUUGAGUAAUACGGUAGUUGUUGUUGGUUUUAGAUUGAAUCCAUCCCAAGAGUAAAAUACCUUUUCAGCAAUGGCAUUAUGAUACAGUACAUUAUCUUAAAAACAUUGGUCACUGAGAUUAAUUAUUGUAACAAUGUGACCUUUUUCUACAAUUCAUCGAAAUAUGUGCCCCCUGCCCUUAUUAACAAGACUUUUUCCUCUCUAAGACUACAUUUCUUUACAGGGCUUGUUUUGUUUUCACUUUGUCGUAAUUUUGUUUUCCAAAAUGCAUCACGUAUCUUCUCGUCUUUCACAAGAAAAUACCAGCAUUGUUCAGUGAUCUUUUAGUUUUAUUUUUUAAUGUUAAACCAUUGGGUUGGGCUUUAUUUCUAAAGCGUGGUGCUAUAUAAUUUAAAUUUUAAAACAGAUAUAGUCUGGUGUAAUUCCUUCUUUAUUUCUUAAUUGAAAGCAACAAAUAGAAAAGAAAUAGGAAGGUGGCAUGGUCUUUUGCACUGAUUCCUUACAGCUCCCGAAAGGACAAUGACUCCUUCUGUAUCAAAGACAGCUGGACAGGUUUAUUGGUGUGCUUCUAAAGUAUGUAUGAGCCCUGAAAUGGAUCAUUGUCCGUGGUGUUGUUUCACCUUAAACCUUAUGAUUCUUGAGUAUGAUUUAUACCCCACCUGGAAUUAGCAACUUUCUGAUAAUUGAUAAAUAAAUAACAUCCUGAAAAUGCUUGAGCUUAAUUUUGGAUGAAAGUCAUUCUUUCAUAGGAUAGGUUGUGAACAAAAUAGUCCAGUAUUUUUCAAUGUACUGUAGUCAGUUUUAACUGAUGCUAUGGCUACUUACAAAAUAAUGCCAUUUUACUUUUACUUUUUUGUACCAUGGAAAUUCUUUCUGAUGACAAGUACAAAUGCACUUUACAAAAAAAGGGACAUGCUACUUCUUGCACUGUAAGUGUUGAAUGUAUUCCUUGCGGAAAAUAAUUUAUUUUUAUUACUGUGGAUAGAAAAAGAUGAAAACUGUCAACACAGAAAUAAAAGCAGU
Molecule: messenger RNA, 9464 nt
Organism: Lepisosteus oculatus (spotted gar)
Lineage: Eukaryota; Metazoa; Chordata; Actinopteri; Semionotiformes; Lepisosteidae
Source: RefSeq, a predicted model, not a curated record